Molecule: messenger RNA, 963 nt
Organism: Danaus chrysippus (African queen)
Lineage: Eukaryota; Metazoa; Arthropoda; Insecta; Lepidoptera; Nymphalidae
Source: the annotation of a GenBank genome assembly
AUGAGUUACUUAAGUGACCUAUCUCAAUCUAAUGAAUAUUUAAGCUUUCGUAGUAGUAUACCACUACGAAAAAUAGAUGUUGACUCAGAUAUAAAUGAUACAAAGACAUGGAAAAUAUUCGACAGUGGCCCCAAAUCUGUUAGUUGUCCACUUAUAUGUUUGCCACCAGUAUCGGGUACGGCCGAUAUUUUUUACAAACAGAUCAUGGGUCUCACUACACGAGGAAUUCGCGUUAUCGGAGUAGAACCUCCACCUUAUUGGAAUUUAAAAGAGUGGUGUGAUGGAUUCAAACGACUUAUUGAUUACCUUGAACUAGAUAAAAUACAUAUAUUUGGUGCUUCAUUAGGUGGAUUUUUAGCACAAAAAUUUACAGAAAUAACGAAAAACUGUCCCCGUGUUGCAUCCCUUGUUUUAUGCAAUACUUUCACUGACACAACUGUGUUUGAAUAUCAUGACUCUGUAGCUCUAUUCUGGCUUCUACCAUCUUUAGUGCUUAAGCGCAUGUUAAUGGGAAACUUCACAUGUGAAAAAGUGGACAAGAGAAUUGCAGAAUCAAUAGAUUUCAUGGUUGAAAGGCUUGAAACAUUAACACAGUCUGAGUUAGCAUCAAGACUAACUCUAAACUGUACACCGAGUUAUGUUCAACCUCAAAUACUUGGUGACAUUCCCAUAACUAUAAUGGAUGUUUGGGAUGAUGGUGCACUUAGUUCAAGAGUUCGUGAAGAUCUCUACAAGUCAUACCCGCAUGCUAAAUUGGCUCAUUUAAAAAGCGGUGGCAAUUUUCCCUAUUUGAGUAGAAGUGACGAAGUUAAUUUGCAUUUAUUGAUACACUUGCGUCAAUUUGACGGCACUGAUCUCUCCCCUUCAUAUUUAAAUCUCCACAAGAUUUCACCACAAAAUCAAUCCGAAGAAGGGUCAGUAAGUUAUUUCAACCAAAAGGAUAAAUUUGUUAAAAUAUUGUGA